GUGGAAUCCCAAACAGUUGACAUGGGAACUGAGAGUCCGGUGGACAUCGGAGGCUGUUGUGGUGACGCGAUUCUUGCGCUCUAAACAUCAAGUAUGGAUCCUUUAUUCAACACCAAAGAGAUGCCAAACGGGACAGUCGACUCCAACAGCACCAACAACGGAACCGCGUACUGGAACCAGUUCGUGCAGCCGGUGUGGAAGAUCGUCCUGUGGGCGAUCGCGUACAGCUGCAUAGUCGUGGUGUCGGUGGUGGGCAACGUAACCGUGAUCUGGAUCAUCAUGGCGCACAAACGCAUGAGGACCGUCACCAACUAUUUCCUCCUCAACCUGGCGGUCGCCGAAGUCUCCAUGUCCGUCUUCAACACGGUGAUCAACUUCGCCUACGCCGUGCACAACGAGUGGUACUUCGGACUGAUCUACUGCCGCUUCCACAACUUCUUCCCCAUCGCGGCUGUGUUCGCCAGCAUCUACUCGAUGACUGCCAUCGCCCUGGACAGGUACAUGGCCAUCAUCCACCCUCUUCAGCAGCGCAUGUCGUCCAAGGAGACCAAGGUGGUGGUUGGCGUGAUCUGGGUCCUGGCUCUGUUCCUGGCCUUUCCCCAGUACCACUACUCCAACACGUACCAGCUGCCCGACCGCAUGGUGUGCUACAUCGACUGGCCUGAGAAUACCGUGAUCGACUUCAAAAAGAUGUACCAUGUGUGUGUGACCAUCCUGAUCUACUUCCUGCCGCUGCUGAUGAUGGGCUGUGCUUACCUUGUGGUGGGCCUGAACCUCUGGGCCAGUGAGAUCCCAGGAGACUCCUCCGACCGCUACCAGGAGCAGCUCACUGCCAAGCGCAAGGUGGUGAAAAUGAUGAUUGUAGUGGUGUGUACAUUUGCCAUCUGCUGGCUGCCCUUCCAUAUCUACUUCCUGCUGCACCAGUUCUACCCUGAGAUGUUUGAAGAAACGUACAUCCAGCAGUUUUAUCUGGCCAUCAUGUGGCUGGCCAUGAGCUCCACCAUGUAUAACCCCAUCAUUUACUGCUGCCUCAACGACAGGUUCCGUGCUGGUUUCAAACAAGCCUUCCACUGCUGCCCCUGUGUCCCUCCAGGCUCUUAUGAAGGCCUGGAACUGAAGUCUACUCGGUACCUGCAGACCCAAACCAGUGUUUGCAAUCGAAGCCGGAUGGAGACGAUCGUUUCCACUGUCCUUCGUGCCGGGGAGGACGCGGAGCAUCCCAAGGUCAAGGCUAGAGGAGGCCUACUGGGAGGGGCCGCCGUUGGCGUGCAGCCACACAGUCCCUCCCUGGACCUGACUUCGAACGGCUCGUCGUCAAGGAGCGUCUCCAAAACUGUAUCUGAGACGUCCAGUUUCUUCUCCAAUAACAACCUGCAGGAAUAGUCCUGCUUUUCACCAGACAGUAGUCAGAGUGCGUGAGUUGACUGUUCACACGGUUGCUUUUGUCUUUUGAGGGAUUCGGGUGGAGUAUUGAGAGAGUGUGUGACUUUACUUGCUGGUGCCUGUUAGUUUCUGUGUGUGUGUUUUAAAGGAAAGUCGUCCUAUUGAUCUGUGUCCUUAUUCUCUGAGCACUGCCAUCAGCCACAGCCCUACUGAAGAAAAAAAAUAAUUCAUAAGGAUUCAUGUUUAUUGUACACUAAAGCCAAACGGCAGCAAAUCAAGAUUAGCACAUUCCAGUAUGAAGGCCAAGCAGAAGCUGCAGCUGAAGCUGUCAUCUCCCAUCUUCACAGCUUCCGAUCGUCAAUGCCGCUUCCUCUCAGUGCAGAAAAGAGGGGGCGGGGCUCACAGGUUCUCAAUCACACAAGCCAUGUGACUUCACACAGUCUAUUUUGGACCAGAGCCGCCGUAUAGCAUGAGACGAGCGUGAUGCAGGCAGGGCCUGGCUUUAACGGAGGGGCUUCUCUGAAAGACGAGAAAUUCUUCACACGUCUAGCUGAGAGAAGCCUCUGACGACAGGAGCGCUCCGACGUUUCCACCGUGAGGAACAAAGUAUCAAUUCUGAACUUUAACAGAGAAUUUUGGCGGUUGUUGUUCGUGUGUGGGCGUGUGUGCGUGUGUGUGUGUGUGCGCCACUUGAUCCGAAUGCUAAUUCUUAUCAGCCUGAGCAGGACCGCAUUGGGAAUCCACCGUGCAGAAUGUGUGUCUCCCCAAAAGAGCACUCUAAAGAUCCCCUGUGGGCUUUUCUGAGAAGUUCUGGCAAUCAGUGCAGACACCAGCAGCGACUGGCUCAUCUUUCAUCUGUCAAAACAUUGACUUCAACAGCUAGCAGCACCGUUUCUGAAAACAAAGGGUUUUUUUUGUUGAUAUUUUUUUUGACGUUGGAAAAGUAACAGCAGGAUGGAUUUCACCUGAAUCCAAACCGCAGAUCAAAGACAACCGUAUUUCAGAGUCCAACAGAUCUAAACAACUCGUAGAGCCCGGCGAGGAACUCACCGGUUCAGAGUUCUUGGCACCCUGCUCAGUGUUUAUCGAACACUUAAUUACGGGAUUAGAGUAGAGCGAUCUUACAGACUGUGAAGGAUUUACAGUGAGUAGCUGCUGUGUCUUUAUGUGCUUUGGCAGGAUUACGUUUACACCUCACACUGUGUCUGGAGCAAACGUCUCCUUGCUUCUGACAUCCUGUGUUUGAGGUGUAGAUGAUGAUGACUUCUGUCAUGUAGUCAUGUUUAUAAAGUGUAAAUUAGCCAACCGAGAAGGACUAUCAGGGCCGAAAGUCUUUGAGCAUCUUUUGGCCUGGAUUGUUAAAAGUCCGUAGUGUGUAGCUCUUUAACAUGCAGCCGUGUGCCUUGCUGCUUAGCAUAACGUCUGUGAGAGGCUGACAGGAUCACAGCAGCAGCUCAGGCUGCUGUUGUCCAGAGAAACGAGGCUGUGAGGCGAGGAGCCGCAGACACCCACCGGGACAGUCUGUUACAUCCUACAGCAUUAACACCCCACUCCCCACAUUCAUUUAUAUUCACAUAGUAAUAUGACCGGUGGGUUUAGAGUUUAUGCUUUGCUGCACUGUUCUUACUCAAACUCUUAAAAAAAAAGACUUUAAGGUAUAAUGUGAUAUAGUAUUAAUUGUUUAAAUGUGAUAUCUAUGGAAAAGGUUACUACGUUGUAUUCUUUCAUAGUUUCACUUCUCAUAAAUGGUCGGUUUGAUUAAUUGAUGUCUGAAUGUUGUACAAAUCUCCUGCAGUGUGUUUACUGGCUAAAUCCACAAGAUUUACAUAUUUGCUUUGUAAAAGAAAAAAAGAGACAAGACAUUAGCUAGGCAUUAGCUCACAUACUGCAGUGCCUCCAGUGAGGUGUUGAUGUCUCAAAUCUAGAUUUUGUUCACAUAAGGGAAAUGGCUUUAUGUUUGCAUCUUUUUAUAAAUGAUAUUUUACAGAUAUAGUCGGCUUACAUCCUGUUUUUAAAAUGGGUACUGCUGGAAAAAUCUGAAAAUGCCACGUAAACAUCCACACAUAAACACCAGUCACAACAGACUAUACAGUUAGUUAUUUUAAACAAGAAUGUCCUGAUAGGGAUUUUUGUCAGAUGGUUUGGGAAUAGGUAUGUGGUAAUACCGACUUCAAUUUUUUCUUAAAUUACUAGAAUCCAGUUCAUGUAUGUGCUCAAAACAAAUUACACUCCACAUUUAGUCGGUGUAAGAAUAUGCCAAUUAUAAGCACCAUAAAAUGCUCUUCAUUGAUGAAAGAGGUGCGUCCUCUUCAGCAGUCUACAAUGAACUCCUGUCUUAAACCUGCUAGUUUUAUGCUACAUAACUCGCUAGGCUAAAGUUUGCAAUGCUAACUUUGUGAGUUAACUUUAGCAUGCUAACUCACUGUUUGGAUAUGACUUGGUGAUCAUUCUGCUCCUAACACAGUUCGCUGUCACUCUCGUAAAAUGUGUGUGCACAAACCGUACGGAAAAGCAAAGUUCUUCACCGCCAUAAAACUCAACAGUAAGAAGACAGAGAAGGUGACGUGACACAGAAAGUAGAAAAAAACUUUAGAAUCUAAGCAGAAAACUCAACAGCAUAAUGUGCCAGGAACUCCCAGUGAAAAUGAUUAAAAACUGCCAUGUCAUCCUUUGUUUCUGUCUCAACUGUUGUGAAACGGUUACAAACCAACUCUGUUGAAAUGACAGUAAAUUUAACCUGUCAAUCAAUGAGGAUUUAAAACUACAUGGAGGUGACUUGAGGCUAUUCAGAAGCCCUGGGGGAAUAACCUGCUUUUAUAUGAGUCAGUUUCCAAUUUAAUAUGUGAGUAAAAGCAUCAAUUUUAGGAGAUUUUUGGAAUACAGUUGAACACGUUGGGCGAUGAAGACUUAAAGGUUGGCCUUUUUUCUAAAUAGAUUAUUCUGUCAUCCAUGUGGUAGCAAUUGCAUUUGUGAUCCGAUUACAAAGUUAGAAAUACCUUACACUAGCAAAAAGAGAACAUACAGAACUGUACUCUAAAAUUGAUAUCUUGGUUCACCCAUUCACGCACACAUUCAUACGCUGUGGAGCGAUGGUGGCAAGGGUGGUAGGAGUUCGCCCCGUAAUCGGUGGGGCGAUGGAGUGAGGAUCAAACCAGCAACCAACUGGUUGAGCCGGGUGUAUGCCCACUCCACCCACCUCUGCCUACUUCACCCACCUUGCCUGCUGGUGGUAUCGCCGGUGCAUGGCGACCUUGUUUCCGUCAGACUGCCCCAGAGUCUGACAGACUAUCUACUAUCUAGUAGCUUGUCACCAUCGGUAUGUAUACGUGAAUGGGUGAAUGACUGAUACUAAAGUCAUUCAUUGAAGCACUUUGAGGUCCUCUGGAACUGAUAAGGCGUUAUACGAGUACAGACCAUUUGCUGAUGGUGCCAAGCUACUGGAUAGUAGCCACAGCUGCCAUGGAGCAGUCUGAUGGAGUGGAGACUGCCAUGCACUGACACCACCAGGUCCUCUGACCUCCAUCAGCAGGCAAGGUAGGUGAACUGUCUUGCCCAGAGGCAGACAGAGCAAUUGCGGGACGAACUCCUACAAUCGUUGCCACCAUCACCUUAGAGACAAUAGUAGAGAGGUUGGGAUAUUGCAGCACAUCCACAGCUGUCUUGUGAGUCUGAAGAAGGUUUAUUACUUUGACCCCUGUGGUAUUGUGUAAGGUUUUGAAUGUUUUUAGGUCUAUCUAGUCCUUGCAUAACUGAAGCAAGUGCAGUGUCCGAUUCUCACACAAAGUCAACCUCAUUCCUUGUGUGGGUUGGACUUAUCCACGGUAGUUCCUUGUCACAAACCCUGUUUGAUGCUGUUGAUGGCACAGUCAUAGAGACGAGGUGUCUGAUUUGCUUACUUCAGGGUCUUUGAGUUUUGAAGAUAAGAUGUGAUUCUGUUGGUGUCUUCCAACCCUGUCCUUCAGCAUGUACUUUAGAGGUUCACAGCCAAGUGCAAAGUCACCCUCUAAAUCAGAGGUUUUGGACCAGAAAAGGGUUUAUUGCCAUCCAAAUGUCAGGGGGUUGAUCUUUGUUUCAAGCAGUGGAGCUUAGAUAUCUUGGUGUCUGGUUUAUGAGGGAUGAGAGGAUAGACAGAUUGAGGCCGCUUCUAAAUAAAUGCGAGACGUCCUCAUUCUAUCUGUCAUGGUAAAGAAAGCUAAGUUGAAAAGCAAAGUUCUUAGAUCCAUCACCUAUAGUCAUGCUACAUGGAUGAUGACUGAAGGAACGAGGUGCUGAAAUAAACGUCCUCUUAGUGGCCAAGUGACAUUUGUUCUACGUUCGGAGUACAGAUGCUGCUUCUAAGUACUAAGAUGAAGUGGUUUGGAUAUCCUAACUUUUGAAGACUUUUAUGGCCAACUCACUGGCAUAAUAUGGACAAUCCACAGUCAUUUUGUCUUCAACAGUCUUUGGUGCAGAUAAAGUUUUUGAUACGAGUCUGACAUUUUCUGCUGGGGAAACUCACAAACAAGUCAACAUUGGAUGUGUUUUCUCUGAGAAAAGACAAAAUAAGUCCCUGCUGAUUUUUUUUGACAAGAUGUGAUUCACACGUUAUUAGAGUGUGAAUCAUUCUAAUAACGAUGACUCUAUUGUCAUCCACUUUUUUGCCAAAAGGUUUAAUAAAAGUAUGAGUUGUGCAAUUAUGUUCCCAAGAUAUGCCAUUUAUCUGUCUUGAAUGGAGUCUCUAUCAGACUAGAGACUGCAAGGGAAGGAUAUGUAGUUUUGUUUGUAAACUAAAAGGAAAAAUGAUUCCUCAUCUCCUAUAGAUUGUGAUAAAUGGUCUUGAUGAUCCAUUCUGUCGUCUGUGUCAUGCGGAAAGGGCAAUUGUGUUUGCAGAAGCUCUGCCAAGAACCCCACUUCUUUCCACUGACUAAAGCUCUUGAAAAUAUCUUUACCACAUGUCUGAGGAGUGGGUUUGACAUCAAUACGUGUUGAAGUACACUACAGCUCAUCAUGAAAAGCUGCUACAGUCAAAUAUAACCCUCUUAAGCUUUCUUUGUUCAUAAAAAAAGCAUUUGAAAACCUGUCUCCAUCCUUGACUUGAAUAUGAAAAACACUUCAUGUUUUCUAACUAAAAUAAUUAAAAUAAUUGAAGUGAAAGAAAAUAUUGUGUAAUUUUACAUUUGACCUUAGAGAUACAACAUCGCUCGUUAGACCAUCUGCUAGACUUGUUAGAAGCUCAGCAUUAUUCUAAUUUAACCACAGAGACUCCACAGUCUGUGCCAGGGAAUAGAACUGGCUUUCUGUGGUGUUUAUUUUCCAAACCGGACCGGCGGUCCUGAUGCCGCCAGCGCUGUCAUGCUGCUCAGAGAACUGGACGGGGAAAUAUAUCAUCUUUCAGUGUAAUUAUUUCAGUGGGUCAGCUACAGUGGUUGUGCAGAGUGCGGCUUAUCAGCGCAAGUUGUGACAAAAAAACAUUAUAAAUAAAAAUUAAACUGAUCAAAAAGUAUAAAAAUUAAGCGGUUUGUUUUAAAUAUGUAUAUAAAAAAGUCUGUUAUUUUGGUGGUUAUUAGCAUUUACAAAUAAAAUGGUAUUUCUAAGUCAUUAAUAAUCAUGUUUAGGUUAAAUUAUGAAGUUAAAAAAUAGUAUUUAAUACCUAGUAAAGUACAACUAACAAACCCCAGAGAUACUGACACAAGUUUCAUACUCUGACUUAAAGAUACAGUAUGUACCUUUUAUUUUUAAACAAUCCAUUUUUUACAUAUCUGUUCAAAUAGAUAAUACUGUAUGUGAAAAAAUCUCCCCAGUCUUCUCCCAGUGCUCACAGUAUGAACUGCAGAAAUACACCACUCAGUCAGAAACAACCAAUCAGAGCCAGGAGGAGGGUCUUGACGCUGUCAAUUACUCUUGUGCUCACACACUCCCCCUUGCUCUUUGCUAAACUACAGGUGGUUCACCACAACAUAGCCUGCCACCAAUGCUAAGGCUGGUUAGCAUAGCCAAUGACGACGGAUGGUUUUUCUGCAACGGCAAGUUGUUUCUCUGCCAUUAGCACAUUGAGCAAAACCUUACAUGAGGUUGAUUGACAGCACUAACACAAUCCUCCUGACUCUGAUUGGGUGAUUUUGGUCAGAAGUGGUUCUCUACUCUUUACACUGAUUAUGUGUCAUAAUAGUUUUAAUAAAUAUGUAAAAAGCAUGUUCUUUGCAACAAUUAUGUACUGCAGCUUUAACCUUCUUAGCGCUUCCUUGCCUACUUGGAAUAUUUCACUUUUCUGCUUCAUAUAAGACCACAAAGCUAAACUGGAUUCUUAGGUUAGCAGCUGAUCUGACUGUUGUCUGUUUAUUCCGGUCCAUGGAUUCACUAUAAGUGACCUUUAUCCCACAGGAAAACUUCAGGAGAAGAAACCCUUCACUCUACAAGCUGAGAGAGGCUUAACUACACAGUAAUUUUUCUUAGAUUGUUUUUUUUUUGUCAAAGAAGUGACUCUAAACAGAAAGGAGCCAUCAAAUUUGAAAUUCAGCGAUAGGCCUGCCAUGAUGUAACACACUCCUACUAUCAGCAUAGUCCAGCUGUCUGAGCCAGAGAGGAGUGUAGGAGUUGAAUGAACACUGUAAACGAUCCCUCCAGAAAGCAACCCCAUCACCUGCGUCUAACCUUAUCAUGACCAGAGAGCCAGGACUGGCUCUGAGUCUGCCUCAUGACUGACUGCACACUGUGUAUGCUGCGCUGCAGACGGGUCGAGUGGAGUGGGUGAACGAGGGACUGGGGGCUUUAAUGAAUAUGUAAUCAACUUUGUUCCAACGAGUGCUUCUUAGACGAGCGUCCUUUUUAGCCUCUCGAGCACACAAACACGCGCUCUCACCCGGCCGCCGCUUGAUGAGAGAAGCGGAGACGGAGAAUACGGCAGAUUGUUGCCGACGAUCGGCACCAGGCAGCCUCCACAGUGGGGUGAAUAGCCUCAUCAGCACCAUCUCUUCCUGGGUUGCUACCCAUCCCUCGCUCUCCAGUCACGCUAAUUACAGCUGAGGAGGGGAGAAGGCAACUAGCCAGGCAAUAUGUCUUUGUGGGGACUUUCCAUUGACUUCCAUUCAUUUCUACAGCCUAAACCUUACACUUACCCUUAUCCUAACCCUACCCAUUACAUACCUAACCCUAACCAAAACUCAAUUCAUACCUUAGUCCUAAAUAUGACCCCUGAUCCAAAUACAGCGUUUCCCCUUGUGGGGACCAGGCUUCGGUCCCCACAAGGAGCAGUGUGUCCCCACAACGUAGUAUAUGUCAGGAAAAUGGUCCCCACAAGGUAUUAGAAACAAACACACACACACACAGAUGGUGCAUGUGCCAGCAGAUCCCAUUGUUAAGGCGUAUAGAUGACACAAGAGCACACUGAAGUGUGUGUUAAGAUCUACCAGUUGUAUAAGUAGAGUGUCACACGAGUUCACCUUAAUUACCUCAUCAGUCAUGGUGCAAGGAGGAAAUUGCUGUUUAUAAAAACAGAGAUUGUUUUUUUUCCAGCAGAGGAAAAUUAUGGUGCCAGAUCCCCAAACAGACAGUUUUCAAGGCUUUGAGCCACAACUCACAAAUCAGGUCAAGCUAACAGCAGCAGUUCUUAACGUAGAAGUUGUUGCUGUUGAGAGGACACUCUUGGCUAGCCAUUUUCAGGAUCAGCAAGGAGAGAGAAAAAGUGAAUUCUGUGGUUAGAUAUGUUAAAGAACAAUGUAUUUUAUGAAGUCAAAACUUUAUUUAUUAAAUAACCAGGGCAGCCGACAACAGGCUGAAUGUAUUAAAGGAGCGGUAUUAUGUAAAACUGACUGUUUGGAGAAUUAUAUCCUCUUCUAUUGUUAUUUUCUCAUUAAACACAUACUUGGA
Molecule: messenger RNA, 9228 nt
Organism: Xiphophorus couchianus (Monterrey platyfish)
Lineage: Eukaryota; Metazoa; Chordata; Actinopteri; Cyprinodontiformes; Poeciliidae
Gene: tacr1a
Product: tachykinin receptor 1a
Exons: 6
Coding region: 94-1383 (429 amino acids)
Biological process (GO): positive regulation of flagellated sperm motility; G protein-coupled receptor signaling pathway
Cellular component (GO): sperm midpiece; plasma membrane
Molecular function (GO): substance P receptor activity
Source: RefSeq, a predicted model, not a curated record